GCACAAACGGGCUGGCGUUGGUCACUUGAGUCCUGCCCUCCCCGGUCUCGCGUGGUUGACUAUUGAGGCGUCGUUUGCCGUCGCUGUCCAGGUUUCCAUAGACUGCUACUUAUGGACUCCCAAAAGCCUCCAAAGGAAAGUGUCCUCAUUACAGGAGGAGGUGGCUAUUUUGGUUUCCGCCUAGGCUGUGCUCUGAACCGGAAGGGAGUCCAUGUGAUUCUGUUUGACAUCAGCAGCCCUGCUCAAACCAUUCCAGAAGGAAUCAAGUUUAUACGUGGAGACAUUCGCCACCUUUCUGAUGUAGAGAGAGCCUUCCAGGAUGUGGAUGUCACCUGUGUGUUCCACAUUGCCUCUUAUGGGAUGUCAGGGCGUGAGCAACUGAAUCGAAACCUGAUUGAAGAAGUCAAUGUGGGGGGCACAGACAAUAUCCUCCAGGCUUGCAGGAAGAGAGGGGUGCCAAGAUUAGUUUACACUAGCACUUUCAAUGUCGUCUUUGGAGGUCAAGUUAUCAGAAAUGGAGAUGAAUCUCUGCCUUACCUACCUCUUCACCUCCAUCCUGAUCACUACUCUCGGACCAAAUCUAUUGCCGAGAAGAAGGUGCUGGAAGCCAAUGGAACAUCCCUGGAAAGCAAUGGUAUAUUAAGAACUUGUGCUCUGAGGCCAGCUGGCAUCUAUGGCCCUGGAGAACAAAGGCACCUUCCCAGAAUAGUGAGCUACAUUGAGAGGGGCCUGUUCAAGUUUGUGUAUGGGGAUCCCCAGAGCCUGGUUGAAUUUGUCCAUGUGGAUAACUUGGUGCAAGCUCACAUUCUCGCCUCAGAGGCCCUGAAGGCUGACAAGGGCUACGUUGCCUCUGGGCAGCCCUACUUCAUCUCAGAUGGCAGACCUGUGAACAACUUUGAGUUCUUCCGGCCUUUGGUUGAGGGCCUAGGGUACCCAUUCCCAUCCAUUCGCCUGCCCUUGACCCUUAUCUACUGUUUUGCUUUCCUAACAGAGAUGGCCCAUUUUGUUUUGGGUCAACUCUACAACUUCCAACCCUUUCUUACCCGCACAGAAGUUUAUAAAACUGGUGUCACACAUUACUUUAGUCUAGAGAAGGCCAAGAAGGAGCUAGGUUAUGAGGCUCAGCCAUUUGACCUCCAGGAGAUAAUAAAAUGGUUUCGAGCCCGUGGUCAUGGCAGAAGGCCUGGGAGUCGUGACACUGAGUGUCUUACUUUGGGUGGGCUCUUGGUCUUACCCUUGAUUAUAGCAAUUGUCACAUGGCUGUCUUCUGUGAUUUUGUCACUAUGAAGAGAUAAAAAUAAGGUGCUGAUCACACUUGCUGAGAUGGUUCUUAAGGAAGACAAGUUUUAAAAUAUAGAUGGAUAGAUACAGAUAUCUGGUGCCAAAGUGUGACUCUUUAAAUUGCUACUUAAGAAUAGAUUCUUGUAUUAAGUCUUCAUUUCUUACCCUCUAUACUAAUCCUAAUGGGAGAAAAAAAGAAGCAGAUAAAUUUGAAAAUUGAUUUUCUUCGUGUCCUCCAUCUUUAGAUGGGUACAGUAGAAGUCACUUUGGAGCCACAGAGCUAAACUUAGUUAGAUUGGAAAUGUCUUACCUGAAUUUUUCAGAAGCCAAAACUGUACUUAUUUCAGUUCCAUACACUUUGUAUCUACUUAAAAGAGACUAAAAUGCAUAUUGAUGUGGGAAUGGCAAACUACUGCCAGGCUUGGAAAUGUGUGAAAAACACCACAUUGGGCCAGAUCCCUACAGACCAGCCUUUUGGAGAGAUGGCGACUAUUGUAGGGGAGACAUCAGCUAUUCACAGUGUAAAUUUUGGGAAUUAGUUUUUGUCCUUUGUGAUACAAGCACAUUACAAUGGUGUUACCACAUGCGUAUGUGUGAUGUUUAAACAAAUAGACCUUUAUCUGACCUCAUAAAAUUCUUUGGAGGAUUAAAUUAGACACAAUGUAUAAAAUGCCAUUAAACAUACUUAAGCCAUUAUUUUUAUUAAUAUUUUUAUUGUACAUUCCUUGUGAGGGUUUUCUUCCUCCCAGUAUGCUGUUUAAAAGAUACUAUUGCUGCUAACCUUUCUGAAAUGCCUUUGUGGUAUGCCCUUAGAGUCUGUAACAAAUAUACUCAAUGUUUGUAAGCUUUUGACCUUUUGAGGGUAGAUUGAAAUUUAGGAAACAGUUAAAAAUCUGAUAUUUAAGGCAGAUGAUCAAGCUGAUGAUGCUGCUGCUUGUAAUUUACAAAAAAACAAAGCAUAAUUGUAAACUAAUAGACUGGUUUUCUUACUGGGAAGAAUUUUGGUCCUCUGAAGGCAGUUUCCAAUAAGGAAUGUUUUGAACAAUGGCAGCAUUGUCUAGCCACCCAUGGGGACUGCCUUGGAACACUUUCAGGUUAUACCACUACACAGGAGCCAAAGUGGAAAGAAGACAGAGAAUCAUUACCCGUUCCAUGAUUCCAGCUACGGAAAGGACUGUGAAAACAUUAUAAAACUUUCUAGGUUGCUGCAGAAAGUCAUGUUAGAGUUGUCCUGAGAGAAUUUGUGGAAGGAGGAUUCUAGAUGAAUAGUCCCUGGUAAAUGCUGCCUGGAAAAAGUGCUCAACCUCAUACCAGAGGACCUGCAACCAUGAAAAUUUUGAGAGGCUUUAACCAAGUAACUGAAGCCUCUUAUGCCUCCAUUCCCUCAUUUGGGAAAUGGGAGUGACUGUAUUUGCCUUUCUAUAAACCCACCUACCCACCUCACAGGGUUUGUUGUGAGCAUAAAAUAAGAUGUGAAAAAAAUUUUAAUACAUAAAUUGCAACAUAAAUGUGGUAGUGAUGGUUUUUGAGGACUUUAGGAGUCUUAUAAGAUGCUCUUGCUUUUUAGUCGGGGGGUAACUUGUAUGAGCACCUACAGUGUAUCUAACAUUCCAGGUGCAAUGGGACAGGUUUCUCUGCCCUUCACAGUCU
Messenger RNA from Pteronotus mesoamericanus, 2931 nucleotides. It is a transcript of the gene SDR42E1, whose product is annotated as short chain dehydrogenase/reductase family 42E, member 1. Gene Ontology annotation, biological process: steroid biosynthetic process. The record is from RefSeq and is a predicted model, not a curated record. The transcript is spliced from 3 exons. NCBI's taxonomy places the organism in Eukaryota, Metazoa, Chordata, Mammalia, Chiroptera, Mormoopidae. Gene Ontology annotation, molecular function: 3-beta-hydroxy-Delta5-steroid dehydrogenase (NAD+) activity. Bases 112 to 1287 code for a protein of 391 amino acids.